Messenger RNA from Protopterus annectens (West African lungfish), 2980 nucleotides. RefSeq names its product transmembrane protein 107 (gene TMEM107). Gene Ontology annotation, cellular component: MKS complex. The record is from RefSeq and is a predicted model, not a curated record. NCBI's taxonomy places the organism in Eukaryota, Metazoa, Chordata, Ceratodontiformes, Protopteridae. Gene Ontology annotation, biological process: non-motile cilium assembly; protein localization to ciliary transition zone.
GAUACGCAGCUGACAUCAAGAAGGAUGCCUGCAGUGUCUAGUCUGAUCCCUUCCCGUUUUCUGACACUUACCGCUCAUUUAGUCAUUGUCAUUACCAUCUUCUGGUCCCGGGAGAACAAUGUUCUGGCUUGUCUUCCUUCCAGCUACUCUGUGGAGCAGUACAACAGCCGUGAUACAGAGAUGAUUGUUGCACUGUCAGUGACGCUUGGUAUGUUUGUGAUUGAACUCUGCGGGUUCUUCUCAGGAGUUUCAAUGUUUAACAACGCUCAAAGCUUAAUAUCCAUGGGUGGGCACAGCAGUGGCACUGUUGCUCUCCUCUUCUUCCUGUUUGAGCAGUGGGACUGCACCAUCUACUGGUGGAUAUUUUCUUUCUGCAGUGCAUUGCCAGCUGUCAUUGAGGUGAUCUUGUGUGCGGCUGUGCUGGGACUAAAGAAGAAACUAUUGUAAAAACAACAACAACAAAACAUACAAAAUGGUGAGAGAGACUUUGGAGCUGAAGCUUUGAAGUCUGGCAAGUGAUGGAGAACCUGAUCAUUUUCUUGGAUAAAGAUUACAGAAUCUAAAAACUUAUAAAUAACAGGAGUGAAAUACUGAUUACAUAAUCUGGACCUUGGAUCUGGCACUGAUUAUUUCUACUUGUACAAUCCAAAAUACAGUAAUGAUUACAGAACACAGAUCCUGUAAUUAACAGUGAUAAUUACAUAAUCCAAACCUUGUGACUGAUGAUUAAUACACAUCCUGUAAUUAACAGUUAUGUGGUGAUAAUUGCAUAAUCCAAACCUUGUAAGUUAAUAGUGAUGCAUUAUUAAUUACAGUACUAAUUACAAAAUAUGAACUCUUUAACAGUAGUGAAGUACUGGUUACACAAUCUGAAUGAUGAAAAACAGCAGUGCACUACUGGUUACACAAUCCAGAUCUUGUAAUCAACAGUUAAACAGCACUGUUGGCAAAAUCUGAGCUUUGUAACUAACACUCCUGCAAUAGUGUGAACAUUAACACCACUGCAGUACUGAUUACAGAGUCUGAACCCUUUAAUUAAUGAUGCAUACUAACAAUAGAAAAUUAACAUUAGAAUUUGAAGUUUGUAAGUAAGAGUGAGAGCAUCUACAUGGUUUAAAUAACGGCACCAUUGUAGUGAUUGCAGCACCUGAACCUCAUAACUAAGAAUGAUACAGUAGUAUCUGCCAACUCUGAACCAUGUAAGUAGGCCUCUGCUUCAUUUGCCUAGAGCCAGUUUGCCUGAACAGAGCUGCAUAAAUUUGCAUUUGAUUGCACAGUCCCCUGAAAUACUAGAUGGUCCAGCUAAUAUUAAUGAUAAGUUUAUCAAAGUAAAACUGAUAUGAACAGAAAGUAUGGCAUGGAUGAAAAACACUGUUCUUCCAGGGGAGCAGGUAGCCCUACAUUUGCUGCUUGUAUAACAACUUUGUGAUAAUAAAACCUUGAGACUAAAGAAUGCACGCCAUAGUCCCCUUGAUUCCAUGACUCUGUGUGAUAUGUUUAAGCAGGGCACUUUGAGGUGAAAGGCUCAACCCAACAAAAGCAGAUAUGGGAACUUGCCACCCUUCUAUUUAUUGAGUCUGCAUUUGAUCUGACACAUUGCCUAUCCCAUUUGUUUUACAUUGCUGCAGUUCUGACAUUGGGAUCUUCAAACAGGAGUCAUGCAUUUGGCCUUGUUGAUUGAAUUAAACAAAACUGUACUUAUUGCAGAAUCAGAACUUUAUAGUACUGUUGCAGUUAUAUGUUACAUAAUCAGAACAUUACUAUUUAUGUAAAUAUAGUAUUCGGUCUGAACCUUGUAAGUAAUAAUUCAAUGCUAAAUGCAAAAUUUGAACCUUGUAAAUAAUAGAGAUACAAUUGAUAGAAUUUGCCCUUUAAAAAUAAUAUUUAACAGUUGUGUGAGACACCCUCCAACAGUCUGACAUUCAUCAGAAGCAGAACAGAAAAUAAAGCUAAUAAAAAUUAUGGAGUGACUAGUUUCCCAUGACACUGUAGAAAUCUAUAUUUGUGUACUGCACAUACUUGAUGGGCCCGAUUUCAAAAGACUUGCUCUCGGUGUAAGUGGCCACUUAAAGGGACAGCAGGUCUUUUGGAAUCUAGCCCCCAGUGGAAGUCUAUUUCACUUACACUGACAGCAGGUGUUUUGGAAUCAGGGCAGACUUAAACUCUUUUGAAAUCUGUUUUUUUAUCUUUACUGCAUAUCACUUGUAGUAAGCAACCAACUGUGUCAGCUCAUUUACACUAAUACCAUUACUUCUGUGUUUUCUGGCAUUUGUCUCAGCCGAUAUAUUAGCAUUUAUUCCUGCACCAUUAGUUUUGUUGUUCUGUUUAACAGCAUUUCUAGCUCUGUCAUCCAUGAAAUGGAUGUUUCACACUCUAGAACACACAUUGACAUCUCCCCAGCAGACCACUGUGUCAUUCAUUACACAACACUGAUAUCUCCCCUGUUUUGCUAUCCCUUGUACAUUGUAGUUUGGCUGUUGCAGUCUCAAUACCCAAUGAUAUAUGGCCUAAUUAAGAUAGAAUAUUAUCAGAGGAGACCACCCUUUUCAAUAAUAUGAUCUAUCCAUAUAACUCUUCAGAAAAUUAUUUAUUGAAAUUGUCUUUGUGCUAUGCACAUAUUUUUCUGUGCUGUUUGUUUGAAGUGGUAGUCCACGAGUGCUUUAUCAGAGCAUUAAUAUUAUUUUAUACUUGGAAAAUAAAGUUUUUGUGACUUUUUGAGUGCCUUGGGUUCUACUAACUUCAGUAGUUGUAUUGCAGAAGUGAGGUCGUAUGGUAAAGUAAAUAGCAGCUUUCACAGGCAGAUGUCUUUCGGUAAAGCAUGCACAAAGCUGUAUUAAGUUUAAUUAAAGAUAUUUUUCAUAAAAGUUGUAGUCAUUGCUUCUAAAUGUAUAAAAUGCAUUGUAUAUAAAAAUGUAAUUUUUUUGUCAAAUGGAAAUGCAGCAGAGCUAUUAAAAACUAAGUCUUCAAAUAUUCACACGUA